Messenger RNA from Notolabrus celidotus (New Zealand spotty), 2642 nucleotides. It is a transcript of the gene cbsa, whose product is annotated as cystathionine beta-synthase a. Gene Ontology annotation, cellular component: cytoplasm. The record is from RefSeq and is a predicted model, not a curated record. The transcript is spliced from 15 exons. Gene Ontology annotation, molecular function: cysteine synthase activity; cystathionine beta-synthase activity. The coding region runs from base 128 to 1897 and encodes 589 amino acids. NCBI's taxonomy places the organism in Eukaryota, Metazoa, Chordata, Actinopteri, Labriformes, Labridae.
GCGUAAAACCGUUGUCUUUGUCAGAGGCUGCUCACUCCGAGGUGGUGCAUUGUGGAAGCGUGAACAUCGGGGUCAUCUGUGAUUUUUCCACACACGUUUCGGGCAUCUUUGACUCAGCAGGUAAGUCAUGCCGUCCGUUCCUUCUACCAAAGAGGCCGUGGUCAUGCCCCCCGUGUGCCCCCACUCUGCCAAGCUGCUCAGCCAUGCCAACGGAGACUCAAAACUCCACGAGGGCCCGUUCCCGCUGAACGGGGUCGACAAGCUGCACUCAGUUGAACCAGAAGAAACCAACAGGACCAUUCAGAUCAACACAAAGAAUGCCAGUCCUGAGAGGAAAUGGAUCCGGCCUGACCUCCCAAGCCGGUGCAAGUGGAGCCUGGGAGCUUCAAAAGCUGACAGUCCUCACAAACAAGUUCCACGAAAUGUUGCUCCCACCAUCCUCCCAAACAUCCUGCACAGGAUCGGAGACACUCCCUUGGUACGCAUCAACAAGAUCCCCAAAGCCUUUGGACUCAAAUGUGAAAUAUUGGCAAAGUGCGAGUACUUCAAUGCGGGCGGUAGUGUCAAGGACAGGAUCAGCCUGCGGAUGGUGGAGGACGCAGAGAGAGCUGGACUCCUCAAACCUGGGGACACUAUCAUAGAGCCCACAUCUGGAAACACUGGGAUUGGUUUGGCCCUGGCUGCAGCUGUGAAAGGCUACCGCUGCAUCAUCGUCAUGCCGGAGAAAAUGAGCAUGGAGAAGGUCGAUGUCUUGAGAGCUCUCGGAGCCGAGAUCGUCCGUACGCCCACCAGCGCUCGCUUUGAUUCGCCGGAGUCUCACGUGGGUGUCGCCUGGCGCCUCAAAAAUGAGAUCCCCAACUCCCACAUCCUGGACCAGUACCGCAACCCGAGCAAUCCUCUGGCUCACUACGACACCACAGCGGAGGAGAUCUUGGAGCAGUGUGACGGUAAAGUGGACAUGCUGGUGGCAGGAGCUGGCACAGGAGGGACCAUCACAGGCAUCGCCCGCAAACUGAAGGAGCGAUGCCCAAACAUCAAAAUUGUUGGUGUUGACCCUGAAGGCUCCAUCCUGGCUGAGCCUGAAGCGCUGAACAAGACUGACAAAACCCAGUACGAGGUGGAGGGCAUCGGGUACGACUUCAUCCCCACCGUGCUUGACAGAUCCGUAAUAGACGACUGGUACAAGUCCAACGACGAGGAGUCCUUCAAUAUGUCUCGCAUGCUGAUCAGAGACGAGGGCCUGCUCUGCGGAGGAAGCUCUGGGACGGCCAUGGCUGCAGCUGUGAAUGUGGCCAAAGAGCUGAAGGAGGGCCAGCGCUGCGUAGUCAUCCUGCCAGACUCCAUUCGUAACUACAUGUCUAAGUUCCUGAAUGACAAGUGGAUGGUGCAGAAGGGCUUCCUGAGCGAGGAGGACCUCAUGGUGAAGAAACCAUGGUGGUGGAACCUGAAGCUACAGGGUCUGAACCUGUCCGCCCCCCUCACCGUCCUGCCCACCGUCACCUGCCAGAAGACCAUCAAGAUCCUGAAGGAGAAGGGCUUCGACCAGGCGCCCGUGGUGGACGAGGCAGGGUUGAUCCUAGGCAUGGUGACUCUAGGGAACAUGUUGGCCUCUAUUCUGGCGGGGAAGAUCAGGGUGUCCGACCCGGUCAGCAAAGUGCUCUACAAACAGUUCAAACAGAUCCGUCUGAAUGAUAAUUUGGGGAAGCUCUCCCGCAUCCUGGAGAUCGAUCACUUUGCUCUCGUGGUACAUGAACAGAUCCAAUAUCUGACAGACGGCUCUCCCAGCCUGAAGCAGAUGGUUUUCGGCGUAGUGACGGCCGUCGACUUGCUCAACUUCGUCACGGGCCGGGAGAGGAGGGAGCGAUCCAUGUCAGAGUCCACGGACGAGCUGAACUGAACCACACACUUUCACAUUUCUUCCAUAAAGAUGAUAACAAAGGUUUAUAAGUCUUACAGAUGACAACAUAAUAAUCAUGUUAUUGAUUUACUUUUCCAGCUUUAUUCCACUUACAACAUUAUUGAUUCUUUUUGUAUGUUUGAGCCUGAGUCUUAAGGAAUAAUAAGCAAAAUACGGUUUACCAAUAACUCAACUUGUGAUGGGAUUACUUGAUUAUUUUACUUCUUAUAUUUGCUUGUAAUGCUCGAAGCAAAUCUUUUGUAAGUUUUAAGUUGUAGAAAGCUUUUAGUUUUGUAUCAGGGUCUUAAGUAGACGACUCUGUUUGUUUUUUCUGUCUGGAAUAUUCAUGAUUGUAUCGCUGUUGCCUUGUGUAUCAUUCAACUUCAGAAAUAAGACAGAAUUAUAUUAAAGCCACAUUCAUCUCAUCCAUCAAUAUAAGAUGUGUAGAAGGUUGCUGUAUAUACGCAUAUUUUUCUUGCAAGUGCUGCUUCUUAUUUCCUGCUUCCUCACUUGUGUAUAUACGUACACAAAACAAAGAAAAUCCAAACGGAGUGUAAUCAUAUUUUUUGAAAAACAGAAAAAAAAAGUCCUCUCCCUUUUAUUCUUCCGACACAUUGUCUUUGAUGUGACUGUAAAGUUGUCUUGCCUAUUUAAUCUUAGCUCUGUCUGAGAGAAACGUUUUGUAUUGCAUCAUUUUUCCUUAAUGAAUGUGUAUGAUUUUAAAUAAAGUUUAAAGGAACUCUCA